AACGAAAAAGCAAAGAAGAACAUUCUAGACCUUCUAGGUACACGUCAUUGAAAGAAAUACGUAUGGUGCGCAUAGUCGGGCGGACGAGUUCCGUACAUGUUUUCCCACGUCAUCUUAGUAGCCGGCAAUCGAUGGGACGAGUUGGUAAAUAGAAGCGACGGCCUACUGGCGGUAUCACUCUCACACUGAUAUUCGCCUGCCUUGCUCGUCUCCUCUACCUGUGUUAAGGCUUCUGCAUUCCCAGCCGUGUAAAUUUCUUGAUUAUCCAAACCUAUUGGUCCAGUAUUUAUUAGCCAAGAUUUUAAGUGGAUGAGGUUCCUGCUUAAUUUAACAAAUACAAGGGAAAAAUCAUUACCUGCAGGCUGCCUAGAACCAGGGCAUUCCUGUUCUCAUCUUCACCAAGUUACUGUGACUCCUAUCACAUUCUUUGUAGUAGCAAUCUCGGAAACGACCAAGCAAAUGGCCAAUUACAUCAAUUUUGACACCAUUGGAGAAAUCCAUGGAAGUGAGAAUUCAGACUUAGACAUUGUAAAUGUCACCUACUGCAAUGGACAAUUUUCUGUUCCACACUUGGAUAUAAAUGGAUGCUUCAUCUACCAUUCUUGGAAUGAUUUAUCAAGCAGUGGAUUGCAUUUUCGAGAUCACAUGCAAGGCAGCAGAGCACAGGAAGGGAAUGGCAUGUAUUCUGAAGGCUCAGCUUUUGAUGACAGAAAUGCAGCAAAGGAAGCCAAUUCUGAUAUAAAACUGUCAGACCAACAAGACAGUAAGCAGGAAGCAGAAGCCAAACUGAAGAUAAAAAAACCUACAGAUGGCAAAUAGUUAUCUAUAUAUAUAGAUAGAAGUCAUGUUUAGUAUUAUGGAUUUAAAUAGGCUUUACGACUAAUGGAACGUUUUCUGGACAUGUGGACAGAUUAAUCUAUAUAGCUUAGAAUGACACAGAGUUAUAGUUUUGCUAAGUGGCUCUGUGCUAGUUUUAUAGAAUCAGUAAAACAAGGAAAAUAUAUGUAUGUCAGAACACAGAGGAAAUUAAGUUAGGAAAAAAUAAAAUUAUAUAUUCAGAUUAAAAUAAAGUAGAAUAAAUGAACAUAGGUAGCUAAGACUAACAUAGUUUUGCAAAGUUUGUUUUGUAGAAUCAGUAAAACGAGUAAAUUAUACAUAUCUCAGACCACUGAUUGGUGAUAUAUGGUUAAGAAAAUUUUUUAUUUAUUUAUCACUGUUUUAUUAGUUUGAUCAUUCUACACAAAGGAAAAACUUUGUCUUUGGCAAGUCUCGUUCUGCUAAUAUAAAGAUUAUUCCUCAGAAGUUACAAAAAGGUGUUUUAACUAUUCAAAAUUUUCUGGUAGUAGUAGUAGUAGUAGUAGUAGGGUCUGGAGGAUUCAGGUACCUACAUACCAGUGAUCAUCAAAUGGUUGAUAUAAAACUCCAAAAUUUUGUGUGGGUGUGUGUUCCUGUCUUGAAAGAGUAACUGAGGAUGUAGUUUUCAAAAGAAAGUCUUUGUAUUUUUACUUCAUUUAUUAGAUCAGUAAUGGUCAUUGUCCAAAAGAUUUUUUUUAUUAGAUCAGUAAUGGUCAUUGUCCAAAAGAUUUUUUUUUUCCCAGCCAGUGAGGUCAUGACAUGUUCCAUAAAGCAUGAUCCUCAUACAUAAGUGGGCCUUCAAGAGAAAACAUUGAAAGUAAAACCAAAUUUUAUUUUAAGAGAAUGCAGAAGUAGGUAAAAAUAAAAACCGUAGUAAGUAGGUACUAAAGUUCCUUCUAGAAGGAAGUUCGCAUACUAAAUCUUGCCAUUAAAGAAAUAACAAAUAUAUACCGUAUAUACUCGUAUAUUGCAUAACACACGAUCUUGCAUAUCAUGCAACCCCCAACUUUGCUCCCUCAAAAAUUGCGUUUUAACCAUCGUACGAUAGUAAAAAAAAUUACCAUAGUUAUGGUACAAAUAACGUUAAUGAGAAUAUGACUGAUAUAGUUUUACAUUACAAGUAGUAGUCGACUUACUACCACAAUUGCUUACAAACAACCAGUCAUAAAUCGAUUUGGACGUAAGUCGGCCCAUGUUAAUUUACUGUAAGAAUAUUAUACUAGCGUAGCCUAGCCAACACUAGGGUAAUCAGUACCAUCUUUACAUGUAGGGUAGCCUAGCCUACACUACACAGCAUACUUUAUCCAUAUUUGGCAUACUAAUUAUUAAUUUCAGCUAAUUCUCUAGGUCCAAUGCACAUUGGCUGCUGCUGAUUCAGUACAAAGAGAAAUUGAAUAACAUUUAACAAGCUAGCCUCGCCUAUACGAUGAUGAUAUAUCGUGGUACAUAUAUCGAAUAUAUUCGAGUACAGUAGCCUAGCCUUCAGUAUACUGUAUACUACAUAUACAAUAUAACUUAGUAAUUUAUUAACAAAAGCCAAUUUUGGAGUUUCAAUGCACUGACUAUGACACAGUGGGGGGAGG
Molecule: messenger RNA, 2438 nt
Organism: Macrobrachium nipponense
Lineage: Eukaryota; Metazoa; Arthropoda; Malacostraca; Decapoda; Palaemonidae
Exons: 4
Coding region: 310-819 (169 amino acids)
Source: RefSeq, a predicted model, not a curated record